Molecule: messenger RNA, 2592 nt
Organism: Trichomonas vaginalis G3
Lineage: Eukaryota; Parabasalia; Trichomonadida; Trichomonadidae
Product: Rab11-binding protein RELCH family
Exons: 1
Coding region: 1-2592 (863 amino acids)
Biological process (GO): intracellular cholesterol transport
Cellular component (GO): trans-Golgi network; recycling endosome
Molecular function (GO): protein binding
Source: RefSeq, a predicted model, not a curated record
AUGAAUGAAGAUCAAGUUGCCCAAUUCCUCAUUGAGAAAGGAUAUCAUCUUACAGCCUUAGAAUUAUAUACAGAAAAUUAUGAGCGCACAGGAAAUGCUAUUGAAUGUCUUUCGGACUUCUUUGAAGAUUCAGCAAAUUUCCUUAUGUUCGAAGACAUGAGGAGUGUAUCUGAAAUUUCCACAUCAGCUGCCGAGACAUCAGUUGUUAGUAACGAUGCAAUGAGAAUUAAAGACGACAGAAUCGCUGUUCUCGAACAUGAAAUCAAAGUUCUUCAUGAUUCACUUGAUGAAGCUCAAGCACAACUCCAAAACAAGCAAAAUUCGGUUCAAGUACAAAGUCCUCCAACCAAUUUCGUUGGUCCUCCAGAUGAUUCGGAAGAUUUGAUAUUAAAUUAUUUAAUCUCAAGAUAUUUGCAAUCGCGCGGUCUUAAAUUAUCUGCCCUUGCAUUUAAUAACGAAACAUCAGCUCAAAAGCAUAACGACAGAAUUAAUAUUCCAGAUGACGUUGAUUUAGCACAUCUUCUCCGCUCCUUCGAGUUUGUUCAAAACUCUCCACUUCUUGCGGAAGAAAUCGAUAAAUUACGUAACGAAAAGAAGCAACAAACAGAUAUUAUUCAUCAAUUAACAGUUGAUUUAGAUUUCGCAAAGAAGCAAGUCAAAGAAUUACAAACUAAGAUCGAUGAGAUGCAAGAACAGUCUCAGCAACAAGGCGAAAACGAAAAUGUUAAAGUCGAAGUUCAAUCCGCCCCAGUUAUCAAUGAACCACCUUCCGUUGCCCUUCUCAACGAUAUCUGGAAGCAAAUACCACUCAUUCUCGAGAACGUUGCCGACGACAACAAGUUAAGAUACAUUCAUCUCAUUUGCGUCAUCUACAAAUACCAUCCAGACAGAAAAAUCAGAUGCGAAUGCUUCAACCUUAUUUUUACAACCAUUUCCAAUCCAAAUCAGUCACAAAUCGACUUCAUUGUCAAAGAAUUACUAGAUCUUUCUCUUGACGAAGACCACAUCUCUGCAGAGCUCUUACCAAUCAUUUCCCAGUACUUAUCAUCCAAUUCCGUUGGUACUCUCUGCUUAAUUUCACGAGUUGUGACUGAAUUUUCUCCAUUAGCUUCCCAAGACAUCAGAACAAGCUUCUUAUUCUCCAUUGUCAAGCAAUUGGCCGAGCACAGUUCCCCAACAGUCCGUGCUUCCGCUUGCAAAGCUUGUGCCUCGACAAUUUCCUUCUUCGACGCUUCUUCAGCCGACAGAGUUGAUGAUGCCCUUAAUCUGUUGAAGACCCUCUUAUUCGACUCAGAAGCCAUUGUCCAGAGCCACGCCAUUGACGAUCUCUCGCCAUCUGUUGUAAAUCUUUGCAAAUCACUUCACGCUGUUGGCAAAGUUUACUGCGAAUUCUGGCUAAAGCACAUGUUCUCGUUCGGACUCACCGGAUCAUCCGCUUUGGCCGCUCUUCGCUUCAGAUUGUGCACGAAAGCCAUUGAAGUUUCUCUUCCAGCCAUUGUUCCAACGAAACCAACAGGAGAACAGCAGAUUGCAGAGCUAAACGCGGAAAACAUCGCUAUGUCGAACAAGCUUGUUUGUGUCCACAAAGAUGAAUUGAGUUGGGCCAUGAAAAACAUGAUAACGCACAUAAUAAACAUGGCACCAUUAUAUUUCGUUCCAAUCAAUGUGAAGAAAGAUGUUGAUAGUUUAGUUUCUAAGAUUGCUAAACAAUUCGGAUCUCAAUUCACAAACGAGAACAUUGUCCCUGCUCUUCUUAAGAGUAUCGAUGAAACUGAAGGAGAUCAGAAACUGAAAUUGACGACAUUGUUAGUUUCAGCGAUUAUUCCUUAUUGCGGAAACGAAACUUUCUUUUUACAAGGAAAGAAUUUCAUUUCUUACGCAACAAGCGAACUGAGAGGUUUCAAGAGCAGAGAUGUACAGGAUUACAUCGCACCAACGUUCUCUUUAAUGAGUACAAGAGAUGCUUCAGUAAGACCAUUGAUUUUCCAGUUAAUCGAUGAUUUGUCUCGUUCUACAAGAGUGGCCGUCAGAACCGCCGCUUUGUCAGUUUUGUCGGAGGUUUUGACAACACUUGAACAGAAAGAGAUUAUUCAAUCUGUUCUUCCUAUUGUAUCAAGAUUUGCCGAAGAUCCUGACGAAACAUUGUUACUGGAAGUUGUCAAUUGCGUUGGCGCGAUCUCGAGAUUUUCAACAGCAUUGGAUGUGAUGAACACUAUCAAGAAUUUGUUUGAUAAGUGGUUCAGAGGAAGAAUUCUAAUCAGAUUGCAGAGCUUGAGAGUUUUCGCUGUCAUAGUAAGUGACGUAGAACCACAGUUCAGGGAUUCUUAUUUGAUUCCUAAACUGCAGAUAACAGCAACUGACACGGCUACUUGGGAAGAAGCUGGUGCAAGAGAACAGGCAUUGAUGAUAAUUAUGCAGAUUUUGUCAAGUAUAGAAGAUUUCCCUGAAAAUUUGGUGCAAAAUGUUGCACAGCCAAUUGUUACGGAAUUGACUAAAUGCGAUCUAACAGCAAAUGAUCCAAAACUUCCGGAACUUAAGAAGAAGUUCGGAAUGGAAGAACAAACCUCAAAGUUCUCUUUGUUCUCUAAGUAA